ACGCGCGGCAGCAGCAGCGGAGACAGCGGCAUAGAACCACCGGGAGAGACAGGUCCGACACCGAGACACGCGAGACGCCAACGGAUUCAACGAUUUCCCCCCCUAAACCACCGUUUUGUUUUUAAACGCUCGGUAUUGAAGAAGUGGGUUUACCGGGAAGUUUUUCUACUAACGGCAUGAAACCCGGUGCCGGGAGGAGAGCAUCGGUCUAAACUUCACGUGCGCUCGGUCCAGGUUAAUUUCGCCGACUUAUCUGCGUUUAUUGCCCCCAUAAAGAAGCUCGUUUUACCGGGCCGGACGGUGUUUUCUCUUGUUUGGCCGCUCGCGCACUCGCCGAAAAAGACUUUCAACUUUGUAAAAAAAAAAAAAAAAAAAAAAGCAUUCAGGUUUCCAGACGUUCACGAGAGGGAAGAAGAACCGCGAAGAGAAGGACGGACGCAGACGUGGAUGUAUCCGCAGCCAUGGAUGUAACCGUUUACCCGCCUCCUCCUCAGCCUCUGUCCGCCUCAGACCACACCAGGCUGGGGCAGCACUCCUACCCUGACCCGGCCUUCGGGACCAACAAGCUGGACGGGGACACCAUGUUCCUGGGUAUGCCGGAGCAAGGCCUUGACUACGCCUCAACCAAUCAGUUCCGUGUGCCGCAGCCCCCCCACCCCCCCCACCCCCUCAGCAAGGGGACGCCACCCAACCAGCCCAACCAGCACUGGAGGAGGGACACACACAUGGCCGACUCACACCGUCUGCCCUGGUCCUACUCAAUGGCCGGUUUGGGCGACGAGGACUUCAACAUCCCGCCCAUCACCCCCCCCACCUUGCCGGACCACAUGCUGCCCCCCCACCUCCCCCACGACUCCCGCUCCGGACCGUACCACCCCAUGGACGCCCCCUCCGGCCCCGCGCCGCACCACCCCUACCAGCUGCAGGGCAUGGACCUGCCCGGCAUGCCCGGCGGCCAGGACGGGGCGGCCAUGUUGAACCAAGAUGGCCGCACCUUCAGCCCGGAUGGCGGCCCGAUGGCCAGCACGCUGUCCGUGAUGCAGCAGAUGGUGAACUCUGAUUCUCGGUUCACCAGCAGCCAGCAGCCCAUCGAGGCGGCUCUAGGACCCAGGAGCCAAUCGGGCAUGAGCCAGCAGAGCCAGUUGUCCACCAUUAACCAAUCACAGCUCGGCCUGAGUGGGAACUCCGUUACCCACAACUCCCCCUCACCGCCGGGAAGCAAGUCGGCCACGCCGUCUCCCUCCAGCUCGGCACACGAGGACGACAAUGAGGACGGACUCAGGCUGGUCAGCGUCGCGGAGAAGAGGCCGGCAGCGGUGGACGUCUCCAAGAAGCCCAAGACGCCAAAGAAGAAGAAGCGAAAGGACCCCAACGAGCCGGUGAAGCCCGUGUCGGCCUACGCCCUGUUCUUCAGGGACACCCAGGCCAACAUCAAGGCCCAGAACCCCAACGCCACCUUCGGGGAGGUGUCCAAGAUCGUGGCCUCCAUGUGGGACGGGCUGGGGGAGGAGCAGAAGCAGUUGUACAAGAAGAGGACAGAGACGGCCAAGAAGGAGUAUCUGAAACAACUGGCAGCCUACAGAGCCAGUCUGGUCUCCCAGAGCUACAACGACCCGUCCGACAUGAAGCCGCCCCACUCCUCCUCCACCCCCCCCUCUUCCUCCAACUCCAUGUUCACACCCAAGCCCUCGGUCUACCCUGGUCACCCGGGCCAGCACCACUCCUCCGGCUCAAUGGCCCACCCCCACCCCCACCCUCACCCCCACCCUCACUCUCACUCUCACCCUCACUCCCAUCCUCACCCCCACUCCCACCCUUCCCAUCCCCACCAGCACCCGAACAUGUACAUGCCGUACCCUCACCCGUCCCACGCCUCCAGCCCCGGCCUCAGCCCCCACCUGCCCCCCCCUCCCCACACCCAGCUCCACCCCCAGCUGCAGGCUCUGUCCUCCAGAGAGAGCGGCCCGCGGCCCAGCGGCCCCCACCAGGGCGUGCUGUCCCUCGGCGGCAUGGCGGCGGCGUCCCCCCCCCCUCUCCAGGUGAGCCCCCCCCUCCACAGCCAGGCGCACCUAGGGGGGCUGCACAGUCCACACCACCAGCACCACCAGCACCACCAGCACCAGCAGCAGCUCAGUGGACACGCGCUGGGAAUGACACACUCGCCCGGCAUCCCGCAGGGUUACCAUGACUACCAGCAGCUCGGAGGAGGCAUGCUCAACGGAGGAGCGGUGAUGUCAUCAUCGGUGGACUACCACCAAAUGGCUCGACAUACGCCCAACCAGCAGCAACCCUCUCUGGACUGGGGUACCGAUUACCACGGCAACGGCAGCGGCCUGCAGAGAGACAAACCGCUCUACCUGAGCUAAUCAGGACGGACUCCAACCGAGCCCUCCGACUGCCAACCCCCGCCCCCCACACACACACACACACACACACACCAAAAUCCAGCUAGUCCAGCCCUGACCCACGGGGGACCCCACCACCUCCGAGCAGCAGACCAGCGGGUCGGCCCCGGGUCCCUCGCCUCGGGGCCGCGAGGCCCAGGGAGCAGGAGGCUGGUCUGAGAUCUGUUGUUGGCUGUAUUUGUUUUUUACUGACCGUUUACAGCACAAGAAAUGUUGUGCUUUGAAUUUUAAAUUGUGCAUACAAGCGAGGAGCGGCGGUGUGAUGAUGAUGAUGAUGAUGAUGAUGAUGAUGGGUGUAAAUACUCCAACCUCCCUCAGAAAGGAGACAGUCUGUCUAAUUUCCUGUCUGCUCUUAAAAAAGAAGAAAAGAAAUGAAGAAGAAGAAGAAGAGAGCCCCAUAUCUCGCCCCUCACUUUGUAAAGAUGGCGUUUACGUCAGUCCCAAAGGAGCCGAGUGUAAAUCGCUGUAACAUAGAUAGUUUGAGCGGUCGCUCUUUCUUUCCUUCUGACCUCGUAGUUUCUGUUCCUCCUCCAGGAACAACGGGCCGACAACCAAAUACCACGCGGCGUUCCAUAAAGACGGCGAGCGGCGAUGAAGAGCAGGGUGAUGAAGAGCAGGGUGGAAACUCACUUCAUUGUGUUUUAAAAGUCCUGCAAGUCAAUGAAAUGUCAACCACUUCUUUGUUGGAGGGGGAAAGAAGAAGAAAGGAGAAAAAAAGAAAAGAAACAAAAAUACUCCUUUGUACAUGACGCCUCCUCCUCCUCCUCCUGGCAUAUGUUCGCUGAUGAUGUCGAUUCGGAUCCAAACUGCACGUGCGUGUGAGUGUGUGUGAGUGAGUGUGUGUGUGAGUGUGAGUGUGAGUGAGUGUGUGAGUGAGUGUGUGUGAGUGUGUGUGAGUGUGAGUGAGUGUG
Messenger RNA from Pseudoliparis swirei, 3316 nucleotides. RefSeq names its product thymocyte selection-associated high mobility group box (gene tox). Gene Ontology annotation, cellular component: nucleus. Lineage: Eukaryota; Metazoa; Chordata; Actinopteri; Perciformes; Liparidae. The transcript is spliced from 10 exons. Gene Ontology annotation, biological process: leukocyte differentiation; regulation of transcription by RNA polymerase II. The record is from RefSeq and is a predicted model, not a curated record. Gene Ontology annotation, molecular function: chromatin DNA binding. Bases 462 to 2366 code for a protein of 634 amino acids.